UUUAUCUGAUAAAGUCGAGUACUAGGUCAAGAAGAAGGAAGUUAUCUUGCAGUCUAAAUUGUAUUUAAAGCUACUUUAUUAAAGUUUAAAUCAAAUGUUAAACUGUUUUCACUUGGCUAAAAUUAAGAUAUCUGGAAUAAAAAACGUCGUAAUAUCUUUUAAACUUUUUAAAAGUAUUCUGACAUAGAAUCUUUUUGGAUUUGAUAUUAACAGAUAUUUAGGACAUUCAAGAUGGCUGCCGGUGGUUUAUCAAGAACGAUAGAAGGCGGACAUGAAGAGUUUUAUGAUUUCCCGUGUUCGCUUUGUCAGGACGAAGGAAAACACCUAGAAGCUGCUAGGUACUGUAAAGACUGUUUCGUGUAUAUGUGCGUAAAUUGUACAAGACAUCAUAAUAAGUUUCCGCUGAACAAGACUCAUCAAUUGUUGGACCAAAGCCAAUUUGCGACAGUUACACAGUUUAAACCUGUUUCAUUUCCAACGAAGCGAUGUUUAAAACAUCCUGGUGAGCUCCUAAGCAUUUACUGCGGAGACCAUGAUGUCGUCUGCUGUAGCUCGUGCAAGGCUCUCGAACACAGCAACUGUGCUGAAACCGAGCAUUUGAUAGACGCGGCAAAGGGUAUACAGAACAGCAAAGAGUACCAAACUAUCAAACAAGAAACACGUGCGCUCCUGAACGAUGCCGUUAGAGUUCUUGCAGACCGGAAAGCUGAUAUUUCUCGUAUCGAGAAUGAAAGAAAAGAUGUCAAGAAAAUUAUUGCUGAUUUUAGAAAGAAAGUAAAUAAGUACUUUGAUGACCUGGAGCAAAAAACUCUCGAUGCUUUACAUGAUAAAGCGGAAGUUAUCGUAAGCAGUUGCAAACAAGAUACAAAAGAUCUUACCGUCAUGAAAUCAACAGCUGAGGACAUGCUGAAGCAGCUAGAGUCAUUCAAGGGAGAUAAUGAGUGCGACCUCUUUGUACAAGUCAAAGCCGACAAGAAAUUCUUACGUAAUGCUAUGCAAGAAGUUCUUAAUAUCUCGAAGAACGUACGGAAAGAUGCUAUUAACUUUAGAAUCGACCAGAAAAUCGAGCCAUACCUUAGUUCACUUGAAGGUUUGGGCACCUUUACUGAAAUCCCUGUAAACGUUGGUCAACUUUCACUAGCAACCACAGACAGACAUGUCAGCCAGUCACGUGCAUCUACGUCAUCCUCGCAGACGUCCCCAGACAAUCGUGCUCCGCUUCCUAUAUACAAAACACAGCUAUAUGGUAAAUUUGAUGUAAAUGAGAAAUCUGAUUCUGAAGAGUGUCAUAUAACAGACAUCUGUCAGUUACCAGACGGAACUAUCCUUAUUGUUGAUUACAACAACGAUAAGCUGAAGAGACUAGAUCAGUCAUAUAAACUUCUCGAUUCUCUACGACUGCCCGGUAGUCCAUAUAGUAUAUGUAACGUUGGUUCUGAUGAGGUUGCUGUGUCUCUGUGUGAUGCUAAGAAAGUUCAGUACAUAUCUGUAAAAAAGAAACUGACAUUGACGAGAUCAUUCAGUACAGGUAACUACUGUAGAGGAAUGGUUUAUGUUGAUGAUAAACUGUAUGUCUGUUGUGGUGAUUCACGUGAUUCAGCUUCCUAUUGUAUAGAAGUGUAUAACAACGCUGGUCAGCUACAUCAUUCUAUAAGUGGAUUAUCUUCCCUUCCAUUAUACAUCACAGUCACAGAUGAUGGUCAGCAUCUUCUUGUUACCAGCUAUCCCAGUGAUAACAUUACUAUGAUGGAUCUGACUGGUAAUGUAGUCAACACGUUCAGCAACAGGGACUUGAAACAACCUAGUGGUAUAUGUACUGAUGGUAAAGGUCAGGUGUUUAUCUGCGGGAUCAGCAGUAACACAGUUGUUCAGUUGGAACCUAAGCAGCAGAAGAUAGACGUGAUCUUGGGAAUGAAAGAUGGUAUCGAUAAUCCUUGUGCAAUUUACUAUGACAGAAAGCAGUCGAGUGUAUUGGUCUCCUGUUUCAAAUCAAAUCAAUUGUUAGUAUUCAGUUUGAAAUAGGGCGUAAGGAAUCAAAAGAAGACCUCUGACAAAAAUCGAUAUUGAUAUCAUUUUACCUAUUUACAAUAAAUUUUGAAUUUUGUA
This is a messenger RNA of Mercenaria mercenaria, 2106 nucleotides long. Its product is annotated as E3 ubiquitin-protein ligase TRIM71-like. Gene Ontology annotation, cellular component: nucleoplasm; chromatin. The record is from RefSeq and is a predicted model, not a curated record. Gene Ontology annotation, biological process: positive regulation of DNA-templated transcription. The coding region runs from base 232 to 2022 and encodes 596 amino acids. The transcript is spliced from 2 exons. Gene Ontology annotation, molecular function: ubiquitin-protein transferase activity. Lineage: Eukaryota; Metazoa; Mollusca; Bivalvia; Venerida; Veneridae.